UGCUCAGUGUCAGUUUAUUUCCCGUGCGGUUUGGUUGCCUUUUCGUGUUCUCCGCAUCCGCACAUCGAAGAAUUAUUGAAAAUAAGAAGAAAAAAUAAAAGAAACAAAUCAAAACAAUUACAAAUAACAACCUCAAAAAUAAACUCAAUUAAUAAUGCCGAUUUUCUAAUUGAAAUUUCUUGAGAAUAAAGUUUGAAAAGAUUAAGAGUGGAAUCAGGGAAAAAGUGAAGUGAGACCAAGGCAAUCCAAGAGGUGCACUCAUGACGGAAGAAUCGAUACUACGAGCACGUCAGAAUUGCUGUCGCUUGUGCUUGGCUCCGGACAGUGAAUGUAUUUCAAUUUUUAACAGCUAUGCGGCUGAUAAGGAGCCCCUAGCCAACAAAAUUCAAUCAUGUGUCAAUAUUAAGGUUUCGCCUAUUGAUAGAUUAUCGUUGCGGAUAUGCCACGCUUGUAUCAGUUACUUGAACUCGUGGCAGAGUUUCAAGAAUCGUUGUGUGGCGUCACAGAACAAACAACGCAGUUGGUUGGAUAUAUCGAAGAAGUUCGAAAAGAAACAGCUCAUAGCUGCGACACCAUUAUCUAAUGCCGCGGCUGCAGCUGCCCUAGCAGGACUAUCUCAUGAUGAUGGGAGUGUACCAGGGGGAGGCGGCACUACUGGAGAUGACCAAGAAAAUCUAAAACUUGCCACCUCCAUUCUGGAGGGUAUUUCAUCGCUUAAGAAAAGACGAUCCCUCACAGUAUAUCCAAUUCCAGUGCACAUCAAAGAUGAGCCCAUUGAUGAAGAAGAAUACGAUGCUAAGCAUGAUGAAUCCGAUAUCGAUCCAACACUAUUUCUAGAACGUAACGAAGAAGAAGGCUCAGAUAACUUGUCACAAAAAGAACAACAUUUGGCCUCGUUGGGAUUGAAACAAUCGGCGGGAAAUGUCCAUCCCUUGAGUUAUUUGGCUGACUACAAUUUUGAAGGUGAAAAAUCCCAACAACAAUCAGCUGAUAUUAAACCAGCUGAUCUAGCAUCUUCAACAACACCAACAAAUGAAGUGAAAGAAGCAUCAUGUCGUGCUUGCAAUUUGAAAUUCUCCACCCGAGCAAAUGCUCGACGUCACGAACGCAAUCUUCAUCCUCACCUGUUCUUGGGUGCUUUGUCGCAAAGCAGCAUAGCCACAAAAGCACUCAGUUUAAUUUCACCAAUGACACAAGCUAUUGCGGCCAGCGUUCCAAUGGUUCAAACAAUACAACCCGCUAUUAAAUCCGAACAGCUUGGUCUCUUUGACUAUGACCAGCCAGAAAAAUACCAACACCUCCUGAGCGACGAUAAGAUAUUGUUCAUGCAGCGACAGGAGGAUUUCCUGCAGCAAUAUCAAAACAUGACCUGCAACUGCUGCCUUCGCACCCAUGCCACAUACAAGAACUUCAUGGCACACAUGCGUAAGAAAUAUCAUUCGCUGCCGCGUAAUUUAUGCUUUAAGUGUCUCAAGCAGAACGACUCGAAGGCACUUUUUAUAUCGCAUUUGAAGAAACGCAACUGCAUUAACCUGUACAGGGUCUACCAUAGCUUGAUUGAUGCCGGCGUGUUGAAAAAAGACGCAUCUAGCUGCUCGCCGGACAAGCUACGCGCCAAAGAACUUCUUGUAAAUAAAAUCUACGAGUGCAAAAUAUGCUCCAAACACUACCGUUUAAAGCUGGAAUUCCGCAGCCACGUUUACGAGGAACAUGCAGACUAUCAAAAGAAGGACGUUUCACCGGGCCAUUGUGGAUUUUGUGGGUUGGAAAUCGAAGAUCCGUUCGAAAGGAAGCGCCACUAUAACAACAUGGAUUGCAUUGUGAUCCUGCGGUGCAUCACUUGCGAUGAGAAGUUCGAUAACCAUCAGAAAUUCUUGGACCACGUUUACUCGAAACAUCUGGCUAACAACAACGAAGCUCUAAAGAGCAAUCUUAUGAAGGAACUUCUGCCACCUCCUCCCGCUACUACCUCAACCGAGAGCUCGCCUUCGAAGAAAUCCGACAUCCCUGCAAAGCCGCAAUUCUUUUCACGACUACCUCAGAGCUGCAAUAUUUGCGGCCAACAUUACAACAACUACAACAACGUCUUACGUCAUAUGGAAUCGAAGCACCCCGAUCAACUACCCCAAACGUACAAAUGCACUCGUUGUUUGGUUGGCUAUCCAAGGCUAAUGAAUCUGCGAGAGCACAUGAUCGAGGUGCACGGCAUGAAGGUGGACAAAGUGCGUAACAACAGUUUUGAUUAUAUCGUGGACUCGCCAACGGUACAGGGAAGCAUUCCGCGUGGAGCCGAAAAGGGUGUUGUCGAUGCAUACACUGGACGUUAUGAUUAUGUCAUGAAAGACCUCAUGUCCAUAACCAACGGUGGAUCAGGCGGAAAUGAGGGUAUGGCCGACAACGAAGACGAAGAUAAUAAGUCCGACUCACCGACCCCUAAGAAAAUAAAGCUUGACAGCGGAGCCGUUGUGGCGGUGGGUACUGCAAGUCUAAAAGAAUGUCCAAUUUGCAGUGCAGUUUUCAAUAAUAACAUUGGCCUGUCCAAUCAUAUGCGAACCCAUUCAACAGAAGAUGGGGGCGCAGUUGGUGGUGGAAGUACCGCUGGUGUAAGUACAGCUGGAGGUGUAAGUAUAAGUGUUGUGGGAGGUGCGGGUGUAGAAGAUGACCUCCAUGACGAAGAUGACGAUGCAGCGGACAAGAAGCCCAUCGAUCCGCUUUUCAAAAGAAGCCUGGAGUUGGCAGCAGAUCGAAGAUUCCGAAGAAUGCGAUGCCGCAUUUGCCAGAAACGUUUCUCCUCCAAGAAGAGCUAUCGCCGUCAUAUGUUGAUUGACCAUCAAAUUCGCAACGUCCAGUUCAUUAAAUGCAAAUUGUGCGACGCCGAAUUCGCUUACGAAAAGGGUCUUAAGGUUCACAUGUUCAAAAUCCACAACACAUUGCUCAAGGACGAAAUGAUAGUCAAGCAGUUCGAGUGCGACAUCUGUUCAAUUGUAUACCGAACGGAGGAGCAGCUGUUGCUCCACAAGAAGUCAGUGCACGGCAAUGAGAGUGCAGCUGCCGAAGAUGACUUGCCGCCCUCAGUGGAUCAGAGUAUGGAAGCCUCGAUUGCUCCAGUAUACUGGUAUCAAUGCCGCUAUUGCCCCUCCAACUUUAACACCAACAAAAAAUUGGCCAUUCACAUUAAUUCCCACUACGAGUUCGAUUCGAACGACUACUCCUGUAAGGAUUGUGGAAAUGUUUACAGCGGCCGCAAAAGCCUCUGGGUACAUCGCUACAAGAAGCAUCCACCGGUCGCCGACCCCUCAGAGUGUGGCAUUUGUAAGAAAAUCUUCUUCGACAAACAAAUGUUGGAGAACCACGCACAGUCUUGUGCCCAGAAACGUGCGGCAGCCAAUGCUGCCGAAUCUGCAUCUACAUAUUUUCAACACAAAACAGGUGAUGACGAUGAAAUGAGUGACAAACCAGACACCAUCAGUGCUAUCGCAGAGAAGUCAACUGCUUCGGUGAAUUUAAAAAUUAAACUCCCCGAAGUUGCGUGUACAAUUUGUGCCCAGAAAUUCACCGAUCAAGAACUCUUUACCAAACACAUUCAAAUGCACGAGAUGGAGCUGUAUACGGAUAAUCCGUUGGCGGCUAUGUUUGACACUGGUCCAGCUGAUCCCAAUCAAUUCUAUUUGGAUCGGGUCAAUGACAAUGGACAAUAUGUUUGUGACAUAUGUUCAAAGGCGUUUGCCCAAAUGACAGCGCUGAAGGUUCAUCGAAAAUGGCAUUUUCGAGGUGAUAGCAAACAGACUGCAGUCGAUUUAAAUGCACCCAAAAAGACGGUGAAACGCAAGCGUGAACUUAAAUGCGACUAUUGUCCGUCAACUUUCAUUAGCUCAAACAAUCUGCGACGUCACAUAGCCGAGCUACAUAAAUCAGAAAUUUCCAAUUGGCCUGAACCACCUAAAAUCGAACCUGAAAAGUACCUUCAUUGCACCAAGUGUGACCUGAAAUUUGAAACAAAGAAAGACUGGAUCGACCAUAAAGUGAAUGAAGCAAAAAUUGCCAAACCUUUUGGUCCGUUCCAGUGGGGAUGCGAAAUCUGCGGGGUAUAUUUGUCGCGGCGUGAAAAGCUCAUACAUCACAUGUUGGCCCAUAUCAAAGAAGUUAAUGGCCAAGUGAAUUCAGAGGCUGAUAACUAUCCGGGUGAGAGUAAUUCGCAAGACUCGGAGACAUCUAGUCAUCAUAGGGUACCCGAACAUCCGCCACCAGAUGACGAUGAAGCCGAGGAGGAGGAAGAAGAAGAGGAGGAGUUUGAGAAUGACGAUGAUGAAGCUGAAGAAACUGUGGAAGCUGAAAAUCAUGACCAAAAUGCCAACGACGGACAAAAUGAAAGCUCAAAGUUGAGGCAACGAUUGCAGCGUGAUUCAAAUGAUGAAAGCAACGAUUCCACAACAAGCUCCGACUCCGAUGGUUCUUCUUCAGAUGAAGAAGAUGCCGAUGGUACAUCACGCCACGAAGAGACAAAAAAACGAUAUGCCUGCGAUUUAUGUCAAGUUGAUUUUGAAUCCUCUAGCGAACUUCAGAAACAUGUCACUAGUCAUUUCCUCAACGGUCCAGGUUCAGUCACAUUAACCACAAUAACAAAGGAAAAGUCAAUACCAGCUCAGAUACAUCAUGCGAAAGUUGACGACGACAAUGACAAUGAUAACGACGAAGAAGAUGAAGAUGACGACGAUGAUGACUAUGACAAUUUAACCGAUGCAGAUCCUGUAGAUUCAUAAUUUAAUAAUCCACUAGUGACUAGUGUAUAUAUAUAUAAAAACAAAAAAAAAAACAAAGCUAAUCAUUAAGCACUUCCUUCUUGUUUUGACUAUUUGUAGCAUUGAUUUUUAUCUAGAAAAUAAUUUGAUAUAAAUAAUAUAAAUAGUAAUAACCUUAAAAAAAAUGGAUUCACCAAGUUGAAGAAGCAAUUAAAAAAACAAACAAAUCUAUGACGCCAUUCGCAUCGUUCUCAAGAUUUUCAAAAAACAAAAAUGAAAAUGAGGAAAUCCAAUUUAAAUUAACAUAAGUACAUUUAAUUAAAUGUAAAAAUCAAUUAUAGUUCGUUCUAUAAUUAAAAUGUUAUUCGUAAAAUGGUUUACAUUUAUAUAUAAAAAAAACACACACCUAAUUAUAAGCAUUUUUAAAACUACAAAAAAAUGUACUAAUUUAAUGGUAAAAAAUAUAGUUUUUUUCUCUAUUGAAUAUUGAA
Molecule: messenger RNA, 5230 nt
Organism: Eupeodes corollae
Lineage: Eukaryota; Metazoa; Arthropoda; Insecta; Diptera; Syrphidae
Product: zinc finger protein hangover
Exons: 5
Coding region: 261-4760 (1499 amino acids)
Biological process (GO): regulation of transcription by RNA polymerase II
Cellular component (GO): chromosome; nucleus
Molecular function (GO): chromatin insulator sequence binding; zinc ion binding
Source: RefSeq, a predicted model, not a curated record